This is a messenger RNA of Pseudozyma flocculosa PF-1, 1635 nucleotides long. RefSeq lists its product as uncharacterized. Gene Ontology annotation, biological process: NAD+ biosynthetic process. Gene Ontology annotation, molecular function: nicotinamide-nucleotide adenylyltransferase activity; nicotinate-nucleotide adenylyltransferase activity. The record is from RefSeq and is a predicted model, not a curated record. The coding region runs from base 1 to 1635 and encodes 544 amino acids. Lineage: Eukaryota; Fungi; Basidiomycota; Ustilaginomycetes; Ustilaginales; Ustilaginaceae. The transcript is spliced from 6 exons.
AUGUCGCGGCAAGAGCCCACGGCGCCGAUGCCGCGGAUGACAGACUCCCAGAGCGGGCCAGGAGGUCCCCAGUCGCUCAAGUUCGCCGCCCUCUCCGUGCAGUCCUACCACCUCGACAGCCCGCCCUUCACUGGAGCGGCGGUCGGAGGCAAAGGGCCUCUGGACGAAGCAGGGCAACAGAUCCUGGACGCACACCACGCUGCCGGCACCGAAGCACACCCGAGCGGCAGCAGAAAGGCCGCAUCCAGCCCUCUGGCCCGGUCCAGGAAGAUGACGGCCGACGGCGACGAUGACCCCUACACACGCUCCCUUUCCCAGAGCGGGUCCUCGCAGAACCAGCACCCCGCCAGCGCCAACGCGUCGCAGCAGGCCAGCCUGGACGUGGCAGGGAGCGGUCAGCGGCAGAGGGACGGAGACGUGCCCGACUGGGACCUCGAUGGCAAGACGAUCUCGAGGGAGGGCAGCUCCACCAGCCUGGCCACCCUCGGACCCCGCAAGGGCUUCUCGGCUAUGACGCCGACGGCAUCUGUCGCGACGACGGCGGUGACGACCAACGGCAUCGUUGCGGCGUCCGCCUCCGGGGACGGUGCCUCCAAUGCCGGCCCUAGCGUAUCAUCGAGGCCGAGCGGAUCACGAAGGACGAGCCCAUCGGGUCAGCGGCCCACGCUCGAGGCGAGCGGCGACGGCGAUGCGGGGCGUCCUGACUACACGCAGUUUUCCGAAGACGUCGACGGGCAGGAGGAUGCGGCAUCGUCGGCGACGGGUAUGGACGAGGAGGUCGACGGAGACGAGGGCAUCGUCUUCCGCGGCGGCAAGCUGCGCGACGGGCAGGUGCCGCGCCAGGGCCAGAGCAAGGAGGAGUACAGCUUCCCGCGCCACCGGCUGCCCACGCGCAUGCGCGACGACUCCAAGACUCCGCUCGUCAUUGUCGCCUGCGGCAGCUUCUCGCCGCCCACCUACCUGCAUCUGCGAAUCUUUGAGAUGGCCAAGGACCAAGUCGUCGAGUCUGGCAAGUAUGAGCUGCUUGCCGGAUACUACUCGCCGGUAUCCGACUACUACAAGAAAGAGGGGCUGGCCAAGGCGACGCACCGAGUGCGGAUGUGCGAGCUCGCCGUUGAGAAGACGUCGACGUGGCUGAUGGUGGAUGCGUGGGAGUCGCUGCAGGGCGAGUACCAGCGCACGGCGGUGGUGCUGGACCACUUUGAUGAGGAGAUCAACGGCGGGCCAAACGGCGGCGUGCUGCUGAGCGACGGGACGCGGAAAAAGGUCAAGAUCAUGCUCCUCGCCGGCGGAGACCUGAUCCAGAGCAUGGGCGAGCCGGGCGUAUGGGCGACGGUUGAUCUGCACCACAUCCUGGGCCAGUACGGCUGCCUAAUCGUCGAGCGGACGGGCGCCGACGUAUGGUCGUUUUUGAUGUCGCACGACCUGCUGUGGAAGUACCGGCGCAACCUCAAGAUUGUCAAGCAGACCAUCUACAACGACAUUUCGUCGUCCAAGGUGCGCCUCUUUGUCCGGCGCGGACAGAGCAUAAAGUACCUCCUCCCCAACAGCGUCAUCAACUACAUUGAGCACAACGGCCUGUAUCGACUGCCAGACGAAGACGCACUCGCACCACCCAUGGAUACCAACUGGUAG